AUGUCUGUUCCAUUUUUGGUUUCUGCCCCCGGUAAGGUUAUUAUAUUUGGUGAACAUUCCGCUGUUUACAACGAACCUGCUGUGGCAGCCAGUGUUUCAGCGCUCAGGACUUACCUGUUCGUAGAGCCCAGUGAGGAUCCUGAAGAGAUAGAAUUAGAUUUUCCUGAUAUAAACUUUAAUCACAAGUGGCAUUACAACGAUUUCGCAUCAAUUUUACAAGAUGCAGAAGGCUUAGAAGAAGCUCGCCUCAAUACAAGAGAAUUGUCCCAAAAAAUUGUAUCACAACUGGAAGUGGUUCAAGGUGAACUAAGAAAUACACUGUACUACUAUGCUGCGUUGUGUUUCUGUUAUCUGUACGUUUGUCUUUGCCCUCAUAUUAAAGGUAUGAAGUUCCAUGUCAAAUCAACAUUGCCCAUUGGUGCUGGAUUAGGCUCAAGCGCUUCCAUCUCAGUGGCACUAUCAUUGGCAAUGGCACAUUUGAGUGGCCACAUUAGAGCCGAUAAACCUGAGCUCUCAGUGUCAGAGAAGAAAUUCAUCAAUACGUGGUCAUUUUUAGGUGAAAAAUGUAUUCAGGGUACACCUUCCGGUAUUGAUAAUGCGGUAGCAACCUAUGGUAAUGCAGUGCUUUUCAAAAGAGAGAUGGAUGGUACUACGAAUUUUGAAUUCGUAGAACAAUUCCCACAAAUCCCCAUGGUAUUAACAUAUACGAAGAUUCCACGUUCUACAAAGACUUUAGUAGGUAACGUACGUGAAUUAGUGAUUAGACAACCCAAUGUAAUAAAACCAGUAUUAACAGCCAUGGGGCAAUUAGCUCUAAGGGGAACAGAAAUCUUAGAUUCAUUGGACGACAAGAAUUAUGAAGAAUUGCUAGAAUUAGUACGUGUUAACCAUGGGUUACUAGUCGCGCUAGGAGUUUCACAUCCAGGUUUAGAGCUUGUCAGAUUCGAAUGUGAUACUAAUGCAUUAGGUGCUACGAAAUUAACCGGUGCAGGUGGUGGUGGUUGUCUGUUGACGAUUUUACAUAAAACAACCACACAGGAACAAGUCCAACAGUUUAAAACCAAAUUAGAAUCAUCUUAUGGUUAUAAAACGUUCCAAACAGACCUAGGCGGUAUUGGAUGCGGAAUUUUACCACGGGACUUAAUUGCAGAUGAUAAAUUAGAGAACAUCAAGUCACUUUUCUGCCAAGAAGUCUCCAAUGAUCGUAUUGAUCAGCUUUUAUUACCUGGCAAAACCGAUUUACAUUGGAUUCACUAG
Zygosaccharomyces rouxii is the source of this 1257-nucleotide messenger RNA. It is a transcript of the gene ERG12, whose product is annotated as mevalonate kinase. Lineage: Eukaryota; Fungi; Ascomycota; Saccharomycetes; Saccharomycetales; Saccharomycetaceae. Bases 1 to 1257 code for a protein of 418 amino acids. The transcript has a single exon. Gene Ontology annotation, biological process: isoprenoid biosynthetic process; ergosterol biosynthetic process. Gene Ontology annotation, cellular component: cytoplasm. Gene Ontology annotation, molecular function: ATP binding; mevalonate kinase activity. The record is from RefSeq and is a predicted model, not a curated record.